GCGUGGUGCGCGGUGCAUGCCGGGGCAGCUGACGUCUCGGGACUCGGGCAGACAAACCGCCUCCAUUAUCCGAGCUGGGCUGAAAAAACUGUCGCCGCCUUCAGCCGUUUUGGGCCCGCAAAGGUCGCUCUCAGCUCCGCCGGGCUGCCCCGGACCUAGACGACAGCCAUGUUCAAGUGCAUCCCCUUGUUCCGGGCCUGCAACAGGCAGGUAGAGUACGUGGACAAGCGGCACUGUAAUCUUAUGGUGGUUCCCGACGACAUCUAUCGCUACGCGCGUACUUUGGAAGAGCUGCUCUUGGAUGGCAACCAGAUCAGAGAGCUACCCAGGCCUUUUUUCCGCUUGAUGAACCUGCGAAAGUUGAGCAUCAGUGACAAUGAACUUCUGCGUCUACCCGGAGAGAUCUCCAACUUCAUGUCACUCAUGGAACUGGACUGUUCACGAAACGAUCUUCCAGACAUCCCAGAAAACAUCAAGUUCUGCAAGUCCCUGUCUGUGGUGGACUUCAGUGGGAACCCCAUCGCAAAGUUACCUGAUGGCUUUACACAGUUGCGAGGGUUACGAUACGUGGCACUAAACGACAUCUCUCUUCACAAGUUACCUGGGGACAUUGGAAGCUUGUCCAAUUUAAUAACCCUGGAACUGAGAGAGAACCUACUGAAAGUGCUGCCAACAUCUUUGUCAUUCCUGGUGAAGUUGGAACAGUUGGAUCUGGGUGCCAAUGAACUUGAAGACUUGCCGGAGACCCUGGGAGCAUUACCAAACCUCAAAGAGCUCUGGCUAGAUGGAAACGAGAUCAAAGAACUCCCGCCGGAAAUUGGGCACUUGAAGAAGCUCAGCUGUCUAGAUGUGUCUGAGAACAAGCUGGAGUUCCUUCCUGAUGAGAUAGGGGGCCUCGUAAGCCUGACUGAUUUGCACCUAUCACAGAACUGCCUAGAGGCUCUACCUGACACCAUCGGUAAGCUGAAGCAGCUGGCGAUGCUGAAGGUGGAUCAGAACCGGAUCCUGGUUCUCACACCGGACAUCGGCAGCUGUGAGAAGAUCCGGGAGCUGAUCCUGACGGAGAAUCUCCUCCAGGAGAUCCCGCCAACCAUCGGGAACCUCAAGGAGAUGAUCAACUUCAAUGUGGACAGGAACAGGCUGCUCAACGUGCCUGAUGAGAUCGGUGGGUGUGUGAAGCUGGGUGUGCUGUCCCUCAGAGACAACAGACUGACCAGACUUCCCAACGAGCUGGGCAACCUGAAGGAGCUGCACGUCAUGGAUGUGGCUGGCAACAGGUUAGAGAACCUCCCCUUCUCCAUCACGGCGUUGAACCUGAAGGCGGUGUGGUUGUCGGAGAACCAGUCUCAGCCCAUGGUCAAGUUCCAGGCCGAGGACGACGAGAAGACGGGCGACAAAGUCCUGACGUGUUUCCUCCUGCCGCAACAGGGCCCCUCCGCAAGUAUGGAUAAUCUGCCAAUCGAGGAGCGAAUACGGAAACUGCGCUGGUCCAGCCACACUGACGACACCGGCUACAAGUCAGGCAUGAUAAUGUUCCAAGAUAUGGGGUGGUCGGAGGAUCCUCAUGCACACAUACAGUAUGGAGGUUAUCUACAGGAGGAAGAGAACCUGUUCCCAGACGGCAGAAGUAUGGAUGAAGCGUGGACAGAGCCGGUACCGGACCGCACGUCCAAGGUGCUGUUCGACGCGCCGGAAGAAAAUGAGGAAGACAAACCGACCACGUUUGUACGCCACAACACGCCACAUCCGCGGGAACUGAAGACACGACACCCGAAGUACCUCGCCAAGCAGCAGCAGAACAAGCACAGCGACGAGGACGGACAUGUCAUGACCGCAGAGUCCGAGGAGGAAAACGAGGAGGAUGAUGAACACACCCCACUCAUGGUGACCAAUCAGCACGCUGUAGCAGAACAGCAGCAGCAUGUGGAACUCGCGCAGGAAAGACCAAGAGAAGAAGAAGAAGAAGAAGAACUACUUCCCGAGAGAACGCAAGAAGAGAAUGAUGAGGAGGCGGAAGAAACAGACGAUGAAGACCGUGAGAGACAGGUGACGUUCUCCAGCGAUACGGAAGACGUGGAGAAAAGCGACAGCAAACUUCAGCGGAGAGACACUCCUCACCAUCUUAAGGGGAAGAGGCUAAAUCUUGAUGAGGAAACUGCAGCAGACGCUGUGGCGGCCAUUUUACAGAGGCACCAGAGUCAAACCUCGCAGAAAGGAAUUGUGCUCAAUAGUUAUGCAGAUGGGGAGGAACCAGAAAUGGAAGAACAACAGAUGACCCUGACCAUCCAGCGGCCCCCUGGGAUGGGCCUGGGUGUCAGCAUCGCCGGAGGGAGGGGCUCCACUCCUUAUAAGGGCGAUGAUGAGGGUAUCUUCAUCUCUCGAGUGUCUGAAGACGGGCCUGCUGGGAAGGCUGGGGUCAAGGUCGGAGACAAGUUGUUAGGGGUGAACAAUGUGCACCUGGAAGAGGCGGAGCACCACGAGGCUGUGGAUUGCCUGAGGAACAGCGGGAACACAGUACAAGUAGUGGUGAUGAGGGAAGUCAUGGUGGAGAGAAAACCCCUGCCACAGCCUUCAGCCAAGACCCCACCCGGCAGCCCAGAGAAGGGGCUCACAGAUGAACAGGCCUCGGCAAAGAAACACGGCGUCACAUUCGCACCCGAACCUGAGGUGGAGAUUCAUGCUGAGACUAUAGCAACAACGUUGGUGAGAGAUCAGCGAGGCCUGGGGUUCAGCAUAGCAGGAGGGAAGGGCUCCACUCCAUUUAAGGGCAAUGACACAGGUGUGUUCAUCUCCAGGAUAGCGGAGGACGGGAUAGCAGAGGCUGAUGGGAAGCUCGAUGUCGGCGACAAAAUUAUCUCGAUAAACGGAGUAGACGUGACGGAAGCGCGGCAUGACCAGGCAGUAUCCCUGCUCACCUCCUCCGACCGCAUUCAGCUGGUCAUUUACAGGGAACAUCUCGUUAUCAACCAGGAGCCCCCCGCAUCCACCACCCCCAAGGCUCGCCCCCCACCCUCCCCGCGCACAUCCCCCAUACCACGCUCCCCAACCCACCCCGUCAUACUCUCCACCCCACCCCCACGGUCGCCCUCCCCACCCCCCACAUACGAGAAUGUAGAAAGGAUAGUGUCGGAGAUGCAGGAGUCUGUAGUCCUGGCGUCCCCCAGUCCCAUGGCAGAACCACCAUCACCGAUAGUCAACCAUGCAGAGGAGGAGGAGGAAGAGAUGAAGGACUCUCCUUUCCCAGUGGAGGAGGUGACGUUGGUGAGAGAAGGUGGGCCCCUGGGCCUGAGUAUCGUGGGUGGGAGUGACCACUGUAGCCAUCCCUUCGGCAUGGACGAACCUGGAAUUUUUAUCUCCAAGGUAAAGCCAGGUGUCCUCAAGAUUGUAGGAGGUGGUGCAGCUGACAAGACAUCUUUGAAGGUGGGAGACAGGAUUCUUCAGGUGAAUGGAAUGGACCUGAGGCACGCCACACACCAGGAGGCUGUCCAGGCCCUGCUGUCCAACACACAUCAGAUCAACAUGGUCGUCAGACAUGACCCGCCACCUAGAGAACUACAGGAAAUCAACUUGAUCAAGGCUCCUGGGGAGAAGUUGGGCAUCAGCAUCAGAGGAGGGGUCAGAGGUCAUCCGGGGAACCCCCUAGACAAAUCAGACGAGGGAAUCUUCAUUUCCAAGGUGAGCCAGGUCGGUGCUGCUGCAAGAGAUGGCAGGUUAAAGGUUGGCAUGAGAAUAUUGGAGGUAAACAACCAGAGCCUGCUGGGCUGUACACACGUGGAGGCGGUACGAGCGUUACGCGCCGUCGGGGACAGACUACAGGUCCUGGUGUGUUACGGUUACGACGAGGAGGCCGUUAAGGCCAUGUCUCCCACGUCCAUCAUCGCUAACCCCAUGUUGAUCGGAGACGGGAUUCGGCGCGGGAGCCAGGACUCUAUAUCCUCCAUCGACCGAGACUUGUCGUCAGACGAAAUGAGCAUCGUGAGACAGGAAGAAGAAAUGGUGAGAGAAUCUCAGGCAUGGGAGAAAGAGGAGGUAGAAACAAUGACUGGGUCAACUCCCACGCCUGCGGAGGUUUCACCGGAGCGAUUAAGAAGAGAAAGAGAAGAACAGACCAGGAGAAUAGAGGAGGAGGCUGAAAUGGAGGCCAGAAGGUUAGCAGAGUUGCAGAGGAAAAGAGAAGAAGAAGAGAGGGCCAGAGAAGACAGAAAAAAGCAAGAUGAGGAAGCGAAGGAUGUGUUGAGUAGGAGUACCCUGGUUCAUCAAAUGGCACCGAGAAUACACCAUGUUGAACAACCCAAGUCAGAUGCUGUCCAACAGUCCAAAGACUCGCCUACGAAAGUGGCGCCGCCAACGCUGCCCAAACCCAAACCCAAACCUGAACUCCUGGGUUAUAAGGACGUGUCUGCAUGCCCGCCUAGACGACUUAGCGACCGGGUAUCCGAGGUACAUGUGUGCAGUUCUUCCCUCAGUGUUCUCGCCAGGCCUUUUGAGCAUAUAGGGGCCCCCUAUGCUGUGAUUUGGACCCCCUGGCCUCCUCCGCCUAUUCCUAAGAAACCCACUAUCUUCAAAACCCGCUCUGUUGAUGAAGGCAACCGGCCGCCCAAACCACCUAAACCUCCAAAACCUCAAGUGUUACCUAAGCCAAAAGAUGGAGACAAGAGUCAAAGAGUGAGUUUGAUCAGUAAUGACGACCUUGCCAACUUGAAGGCUGAAGAAGAGAAGAGAAUGCUGUCGAUGUCUCAGGAUGAGUUGAUGGCUCAGUACCAGGAGGACUAUCCUGACAUCACCGACGACUCGCUAUUCCACGACAGUUCCUCCUUCAACAGAAUGAGCAUAGCCUCCAGUACCACCUCGGAUGAUUCAGCUUUCAGGGACCUGUCCUUACAGGAGACUUCAACGUCCAGAUCCAACACCAGCCCCCUUGCCCCCACCCCUCCCGACAUCAGGACAGCAAAGGCAGAGAAGCGUUACUACGAGAGGUUAAAGGCCAUGAGUCCGGAGUCGGUGACCUCUGACCCUGACAGGGCGCUAUCUCCCGCGGAGGAGCGAGCACGACAGGCGGAGAAAAGAGCUGCCUGGAGACAAGCAAGAAUGAAGUCCCUUGAAGAAGACGCCCUGAAAGCACAGAUGGUCAUUGCCAAGGUCAAGGAAAUGAAGGUCAAAGGCUCCUUGGAGAGGCUUGCCGAGAGCCCUACGCCGAAAACUGUGCCAGAUAGGUCACAUGAAGACAAUGGAAAUGUGUCCACAGACGCUAACGACAACACACAAGAUUCUCCUGCAUCAUCACAGUCGUCAUCCUACACUGGUUCCUACGGUAACUACAGUAGUCAACAAGCAAACGGAGACAACAGUAGUCCAUCCGAGGGGAAAUACAUCGAGCAGACAUCAUGAGACUUGCACCAGGACACUCUCCUGUAGUUAAGACAUUCAUAGGACUGUUUUAAGACAUUCAUAAGACAAUGGCAGCUCAAGACAGGCAAAACCAACUCCUUAACUUGUCUCUCUUCCUCUAAAUUUUGUCUCGAAGUUGCUUAUUUUUUAAAAAUCGAGGUUGUCUUUUCAAGAUGGCUUUUGAAACUGCUUAGUUGACAAAUCUGUCUCAUUUUACCUUUUUUUCUGACUUGUUAAUUUGUCAAGACUGGCUUUGCUUCUUAUCGGUUGCCAUUUUAAAAGAAAACAAUUGAUUGUAGUCCCAUUGUCUUAUGAAUAAUGUAUAAAAAGGUGAGAGGGUGAAGUAUUGUGUACUGAAGAAUAGAGCAAAGAUUUGGUGUCAUUCGAAUUUCUUCAAGGGCUCAAAGAGUUCUUUAUUAUGAUUUUUUUGUACUUAUGAAAUUUUUUCAUCUUCAGUUACUAACAUUAUUACCUCAAUGCAUCUCUGUAUAAUACUUUUCCUGAUUAUUUGUAAAUGCAUUAUUCUUCUUUGAUGUUGAUAUAUUGGGAGUUUUAACAUGUUUAUCAUAUUUCCCUACAUGUGUACUUUUGAUAGAGAGAUUUUGUCUCAUUUUUUAGCUUCUAAUGGAUUAGAAGUAGUUACUUCGUCAUUUUUUACACAUAGAUUUUAGACAUUUUAAACUUAUACCGACUCUGUGUUUGUGUGGAUUUGCAGUAAUCAACUGUCUUUCUCUCAAAUCAUGUUUUGUUGGUUCAAACAUUCACAAAUGAACGGUGUUAAAGUUGUCUUACUUGGAUCAUUAUCUUUUUAACAAAUGAAAAUUACUAAAUCUGUGGCCUUUUCAUUUUGGUGAGCUGCACAAUUUGCCAAUUGGAAACGUAGGGCUAGGAAACAUUUUUUACACCAAUCAGAUUUGAAAGAAAACAAUUAUUCUUUGUAAUGUUAUUCAAUGUACUGUUUUUAGUCCGAUUUUUUUUCUGAUUUUAAAGUUCUUGUUUGCACCUUGUAUAGAAAAUUGCACAAAAUUCAGAUGAGGAAUAUGGCGUUACACAGAAAGUUGUAUAAAGCACAUUGGUGUUGAAUAAGCAAAGGAUUCUUUUGGUCGUAACACGAUGAAAGAAAUGACCAAAAGUUGUGUCAUAUCACGAAUUGUAAAUGCACUGUUAGGAAACAGAGAUGGUCGAUUAUGUAGACAGGAGUGUAGCAUAAUGUAGCUCUUAGCGUGGACAUACUUUCAUUGUAAAUAAAGCACCAAUGAACUGAAUCAUGUAUACCUUAGGCAACAUCCUACGAAUGUUUGAGACCCAAUCGUGGAAUCGGCUAACUUUUGAAACGACUUUAAACUGAGGUCUACUCGACAAUCAUGGAAUCAGGUCUGUCCUGUAGUCAAGUUUUGGUCGACUGGAAUGUGUCACAGAGAAUGGUUGUACAGCAAAGUAAUGGUUUUGGUACAUGUAACAUGGUCAGCAGUUCAAUAACUUCUCACCUUUUGGGUGGAAGAACCACACGCACGAAUGUAUCACUGUCAGGAACAGAUAUUUUGUGAUCACCAUUUAAGAUAUACCGUAUCCUAUGGCAGGCGUCCACUGUACUCUGGUAUUGUCUAUGUAGGACAAAAUUGUUUCUUACAAAUUGAAAACUGAGAACACUUCAUCUGUAAUAGAAUUGGCUCUCAUAGAGAAAUCUUAGUAAUACAAAUUGGUGUUUCAAAAAAUGCCCUGAUAUCUCAAAACACUGUAACUGAACAUCUCAAAAUAACUGAAAGUCAGAUUUCCUUGCAUAGGGUGGUGGUUUUUACUCUUCUAUUUUUCAAAUGAACUUCCUAAAAACAGUCAGCUUGUAUAGUGGACAUCUGGGCCUAUUUCAAGUUAACUUACACUGUAUUGUAUGACUUUUAACUCGAGUGCUGGUUUUUGUACAUCAUUCCCCAUAUAAUUGUAUAAAUGGCUGCGUGUACAUUUUUACACCCGUCUCUCUGAGACGAUUACUACCCCCCAAAUGUGAAAUGGUAUGUCCCAAGUAGUGUUUGUACCACUGUAGCUGGUUGCGUGGGAGAUACCAUUUCAGGUAGCAUAGGUGACAAUAGACAUCGUUUUCAAAUCUUACAGAAUAUAUACUGAUGGUGCAAAGUUUCAAUUUUGUAAAGGAACUAUAUACUCAGUAAUGUACUGUUGACAGUACAGCCAAUUAUAGAAGUGUACCUUUUAACCAGUACUUGUCUACAAUACCACAUUUCAAUAGUACCGAACUUAGAACUUUUCAAUGGUAAAUACUGUACGGUUGGUAGUAUAAAGUUUUCAUAGUGGUCUCGUAGUCUCAAUGAAUGGAACAAGGUGGUUUUAAGUUUUAUACAUGUAAGUCGAAACAGCGAGGUACGCUAGCCAAUUGUAAACUCUUUACUAUGUGGCUAAGACACAGAACUACUUUUAAGAGAACUUGAUAUUGUAAGAAGAGCUAUUUUUCGGCUAUAUGGACGUGAAGCUCUGGUUUUUCGCAGCAAAGUUCCAUGUACAGUUCCAACACACUUUGUGCUUAUACAUACAGGUGUAACAAGUGGAUUGUCCAUGUAAUUAAUUCAUAUGUAAAGUUUUACACAAAUGAUUGCCACAUUUCAGAAGAAAUUCCACCGGACACAGUGUAACAGUACAUGUACAUGUAUAUGCCUUGGAUCUAGCAAUUGCAUUCAAUGUAUCACAAUGAAAUAGAGGAUAGCAGUUUUGAUAUGAUAUAGCUGUUCUUGCCAUCUUAUAUACCAAAUCCUAGAACUUGGUGUUACCAUUUCACAUGCCUGGUUUUAAGGAAAAAGCCAUUGCACUUUAGGUAUUCACAUCAAAACCUUGGAAUUUUCACUGAAAUGUGUGUGAUAGUUGUGUGUUAAUUUUUUUGUGAAACUUUAUCUAGACAUUGACCAAAUUUUGUAGCAUGUUUAGUGUUCUGUAGCUAUUUGUAAGGAUGGAACAAUCAGAUAGGUGGAAAUCUUGCUCAUGGCUGUACAUUAUUGCUCUGCUCUUUC
Molecule: messenger RNA, 8402 nt
Organism: Branchiostoma belcheri (Belcher's lancelet)
Lineage: Eukaryota; Metazoa; Chordata; Leptocardii; Amphioxiformes; Branchiostomatidae
Product: protein scribble homolog
Exons: 48
Coding region: 169-5388 (1739 amino acids)
Biological process (GO): neurotransmitter receptor transport, endosome to postsynaptic membrane; neurotransmitter receptor transport postsynaptic membrane to endosome
Cellular component (GO): postsynaptic membrane; adherens junction; postsynaptic density
Molecular function (GO): protein binding
Source: RefSeq, a predicted model, not a curated record